This is a messenger RNA of Corythoichthys intestinalis (scribbled pipefish), 1101 nucleotides long. It is a transcript of the gene tnfa, whose product is annotated as tumor necrosis factor a (TNF superfamily, member 2). The record is from RefSeq and is a predicted model, not a curated record. Gene Ontology annotation, cellular component: membrane. The coding region runs from base 35 to 736 and encodes 233 amino acids. Gene Ontology annotation, molecular function: tumor necrosis factor receptor binding. NCBI's taxonomy places the organism in Eukaryota, Metazoa, Chordata, Actinopteri, Syngnathiformes, Syngnathidae. Gene Ontology annotation, biological process: immune response. The transcript is spliced from 4 exons.
CUGAGAAGGAAGACGAAGAAACUAGAAGUGAACAAUGGAACAGGACUGUAAAGUGACCGUGAUGGCUUUUGCGGACGCAGAAUCAAACAAGAAACCGGGCGCUAAAUGUGGUUCAAGGCUUACCACGGCUCUCUUGGGUUUAACACUAUUCCUUGCUUGCGCUGCUGCUGUGGUCUUUUUCUCCAGCCUUUACAGCAAGAAUCCAGGACAAGAUGAGGUCGGUUUUGAUAUUCACCACACAUUGCGGCACAUCUCCAAUGUCCGAGCUGCCAUUCACUUAACAGGACAGUACAAUUCCCAAAUUGCCAACUCUGUGGAAUGGAUAAACCAGGUGGACCCAUCCCAUUCUCAAGGCGGUCUGGAGCUCAAGGACAACGAGAUCGUCAUCCCCCAAAGCGGCCUCUAUUUUGUCUACAGUCAAGUAUCUUUCCGGGUCAGCUGUCGAAAGGACGACAACGACGACGCCUCGGCCACGUCGUUGAUCCACCUCACCCACCGAGUGAGACGAUGGUCGAACUCGUUCGGCAACGACGAAUACCGGACCAUCCUGCACUCUGUCCGGACUGCCUGUCAAAAAACGGACACUGAAGAAGAGGGCAACUGGUACUCUGCCGUCUACAUGGGAGCUGUGUUUAACUUAAAUAAAGGAGACAAGUUGAAGACCGUGACUGAGAAAAUGCUGCCUAACCUGGAGGAAGAAACCGGGAAGACGUUCUUCGGCGUCUUCGCCUUGUGAGAACAUGAGAGGCAGAGCCUAAUACCAAAGAAAUGGACGGCGAGCUUUGACAUCUGCUACCCUUAAGGUUCGUCAGUUAAAAAAAAACGAAUGUGAUUCAAAUACACUGUGAUAAAAAUUACCAUACGGUGAUUCAUUUAUCUCUGAGAUAUUAAGGCUAAAGGGCUAAAUAUGUUAUGUACUGUGUACGAUCAAGUGUCAGUACCUUUUGCUGUACUACAAUGCACAAUGUUAUUAUGCAAUUUAGUAGUGUUAAUGCAAGGUUACACAUUGCAUAAUACCCUGUGAUGAUUCAUGAACUGUAGCGUAUGUAUUUAUUGAACCUAUUUAUAUAUUUAUUUUCAGUCAUAAUAUCAAAAAUGUAA